AUGUCUAUUAAACCAGACUCUGUACCAGCCUCAAUUAAAAAGGAUAUCAAUGUUACUCCAUUCAUAGCAAGAGCUCUGGAGCUACAAGCUGUUCAUCCUGUUGUUAGCUACUACUGUAAGGUCUACGUGCUUGAGCAUAUCCUUUCCAAUAAGCUCCACACUACCGAUAAGGAGGUUGAAACAUUUACCAUCUCGUUACUUGAAGAUACAGAGAAGAUCAAAACUUCCACUGAAGAUGAAGACCUUCACAAGAUCCUCACCAACAGGCAAUUGUCCUUAAAUGUCCUGUUUGCCUUCGUGUUCAAGUUGUUCCUCAGCUCACUCGAGGAUAUCUCAAAUUACGACGGCACCAACAAGAUCCAACUUGCAAGCAAGUUGAGAGCUUCAAUCAAUUUCAUGACAUCACUUAAGGUUUUUACUGGCGACGGCGAUGACGGCCUUGAUUUUGGCGAAACUACUGGGAGCAAGUGUACAAGUAAGGAAGAGUUCACAACGUUUAUCAAAGAGAAGACUAAAGUCUUGAAGUUUCAGCUAAGUAAGUUGAUCAAAGAUGAAAUACCCUUGAAGGGCGAGGAUGAAGACGAGGAGCUUGCAAAGUUGCAAGAUGAAGAGUUAGAGAAAGCGGGAGAAUCUCUCCCUCACGAGAGCCCCUCUGCCUCCGAUAAACCACUGACUGAGCCACAUGAUCAUGAAGCAGAGACUCCUGAUUUCCCAUCAGCUCAACCUCCGGCUUUGCCUAGUCCCCCACGCAACGAUGAACCUGAUAACCCUCUUAAUCUUCCCGGUGCCCCAAAGUAUGAUCCGGAAAGCGAACCAAAUGCCGAUGAUGAAGAAGUGAAAUUGCCUGGUGCUCCAAAAUUCUUGCCUGAUGAUGACUUAUCCCACAUUAACAAGGAUUCUUCAAUCAAGGUCUUCCCUCCAGGUGGUAAAGAAGAGAAGGAAGAAGAAAAAACACCAGCAAAACCUUCCGCUUCACGUUCUGGUUCCGCUAAUCCAAUCUCGCACCAUAAACCUAUUACUAAAGAGAAUCUCAAAUCAAUCUUGGAUACUGGCGAACAGAUCACUCAAGUUCAGAAGCAUGCGAAGUUUGCUAUCUCGGCUCUUAAUUAUGAAGAUAUCGAGACCGCCGAGAAAGAGUUGUUGAAAGGCCUUGAAGUCUUACGCUUAGUGAAGGAAAACUCCUAA
Candidozyma haemuli is the source of this 1185-nucleotide messenger RNA. RefSeq lists its product as uncharacterized. The record is from RefSeq and is a predicted model, not a curated record. Bases 1 to 1185 code for a protein of 394 amino acids. Gene Ontology annotation, cellular component: multivesicular body. The transcript has a single exon. NCBI's taxonomy places the organism in Eukaryota, Fungi, Ascomycota, Pichiomycetes, Serinales, Metschnikowiaceae. Gene Ontology annotation, biological process: late endosome to vacuole transport via multivesicular body sorting pathway.